This is a messenger RNA of Trichoderma virens Gv29-8, 1014 nucleotides long. RefSeq lists its product as uncharacterized. Gene Ontology annotation, molecular function: protein binding. The coding region runs from base 1 to 1014 and encodes 337 amino acids. Lineage: Eukaryota; Fungi; Ascomycota; Sordariomycetes; Hypocreales; Hypocreaceae. The record is from RefSeq and is a predicted model, not a curated record. The transcript has a single exon.
AUGAAUAUUACUAACUUCUUUACCCGCCUCGUAUGGCGCACAUCCGAGACCCAACCUCAUACUCACAGCCAUAUCCUUCAGCUGCCAGUCGAACUACUUCUGGAAAUAUUUAAGUUUCUUCCUCCUUACAGUCAACUACUCGUCUACCGGACCUGUCGGCCCCUACGCGCAAUCGUUUAUAAAUAUUUCCUUGCUGGGAGGGGAGAGAUCCUGGACACACUAGAGUAUAGGCUGCUCUAUCUCACUCAUCUCGCCAGGUCUCUGCCUGAUCGAUGGGUUUGUGCCAAAUGCUGCAAACUUCAUCAGGCUUACAGCUGGGAUACGCCAUCAUCUCGGGCAUUUUAUUUACCAAAGUGUGGAGAUGGAAAGCAUUGGUUUUCUGAGCAACAUAGCGAAUCUAAAAGCUUGGCAAAUCAUGAAUAUUCUCCAUCACAUAGGCACGUCGAACUCACGCUUAAAUACGCUCGGUUGCAGAGCCAAAAAAGGGCGCAUCGAAAACACCUUCAAAGACUUCUUGCACCAUAUCACGCCGCAAGUCAAAGGCCUGGCACUAUCAGCGUAGUUGAAGGCAUCCUAGCUCAGCGCUCAUUUUACCCUAAGGUUGUAGAUGGAAGAUAUUUACUUCUUACCGUCCGGACUUAUCUAGGGGUUAGGACUACUAUAUCACGACAGUCCAUAAAAUUCAUAGAAAUAUGUCCUCACCUAUAUGCCUGGGGUAACUUCUCCUUAUGGAAUGAUGCGACGAUAGCUUUGGAUACGAUUUUAUAUUUGGCUUUCUUAGGACCACCAAACACUCGAGUUUCUGACUCCUGCCGUUCUUGUGGAACAGAUUUCUCCGUACAAGCCUCACCAGAGCGAGCUAUUGUAUGCGCGUGGCAAGACUUGGGACCCGAAGGAACGGUAUAUGAUCCGGAUUGGGAGGCGAUAGUGCGUGAGACUACAAAUAUCUCUCACCGGCCUGGAAGUAUUCGAGAGCUAUAUGGCCGACAGGAACACAAUGGUGAAAUUUUAUAG